AUCAGUUGACGAACUUCAAUCGUAACGGUGAGUUCCAUUGCUGCGAAUACCGUCCAGCGCGGUCGUUGGAAAAGUUGCGCGUGCGGUUUAACUGUGAGCGCGAGUGAGAAGGAAGCAAAUCGAAAACCAAUUGGUGUUUAAAAUAUUUAUUAUUUUUAAGUGAUAACAUGAGCUAACAACUAAAUUGCAAAUAUUCGAAAAUAUCAAGUCGAAACGCCAGGAGUAAAACCAGCUGCUCGCGUGUGUGUGCCGAAGCUAAUAAAAUUAAUGUGUGAAUAUAUAUUUCUUUAUAUGUAUAUACAUAUCUAUAUACAUGUUUUUAGUACAUAAGCGCACCUGUGUGAACGGCAUACCAAUACAUGCGCAUACAUUUGUAUGUUUUUUUACCUUGACGUCACGGCUCUUUUUAUAACCAGCCAGCAGUCGCCAACGUAACGACUGUGUGUUGGCCGUGCUCCCGCUCAACCGAAGCGCUAAACAUAUCUUAGAUACGUCUAGAUAAUAACGCGACACCCGGGUUCCCAAAGCGUGGCGGAGAGUGUACGCGGCGUUGAUACCAACAACAUAACAUAGAGGCACAGUUAACAAAAGUCGCUGGCAAAAAACUAAAGCAGUAGAAAAAACAACAACAAACGGCUCACAGCUACAGCGCGAAUUGUGCGAAUACAAGCGUGUGUGUGUGUGUGCAUAACGAAAGCAAUUACAAACACACUUAAGCAUAAAUAAAAUUUAUACACAUAUUUAUGUGUUUGUAUGCGCGUGUGUGUUUCGUAAAAAGAAUGCUCGCUAAAAAUAAAGCAAUUUAGUUACACAAAAAAAUAUUUACAACAACAACUAUUCGCUGGAAAAAAAUUAAAAAAUUAAUAGCCAAAUAAAUAAAAUUAAAUUUAGCAUACGCAAGCAACAACAACAACAAAAUUUCGAAAGUGUGCACAAGCAAAAAAGUACAAAUAUUUUUAAGUCGAAACAUACAUACAUAUGUACAUACUAUGUACGUACGUACAUAAGCAUCGCAAGCACACAUGUAAGUCGCGCUUAACUCGGCUGUUCCAGUCAAAAAUCAAUUUUGAUUUGCUCGUAUUUGUCGCCGCAGUGAACCCCAAAUGCUACGAAUCUGUGCUUAAAAUUACGAAAUAAAAAAAAACAACAAACAUAUCAAUUGUAGAACGCAAAAAAAUAUUGACGCCACAAAAAUACCUCAUUAUCAUAAAUUCAACAUUUUUCUUGCACACAAAUGAAUGCACGAUAGUGCGCUUAUUUAAUAAAUACACGCACACAAACAGGGCUGAGACCAGACACAGCUGCGCUGAAACCCACGACUCAGCAAAAAAACAAAAACAAAAAAAUAAAAAAACUAAAACAAAACUGAAAUUGAAGUUGAAAUAAUCUCUCACAUACGUUUGCAAAAACAAAAUAACAAAAAUAAAAAACAACAACUACAAAGCAAAAUCUGCAACAGAAAAAUAAGUAUUUAAAACAACAACAAGCGGCUUGAAAUCACCCACUGUAAUAACGGAAGAGACGCGAAAUGGUAUUCUACAUAUCGGUUUUUGGCAAAAAUGUCGACCCACCCGACAAGCCGACGGUCAACGAAAAGAGCAUGGCCUGCAUUCAAGAUGGACUGGAACAUAUGAGAAUAGGUGGCGCUAAUCUCUCCUACACAACAGACAUCGACUUUCAUCGCCCACAACCAGAAAAUAACGGCACAGAUAGUUCGGACAAUACAUGUCAACAUCGAUGGACGCCCACAAAUGGUUACCAUGAUAAGGGUAUUGGAGUGAUGACAAGCCUACUGGGUUGUAUGAAACCGAUACUCUCCUUUAUGACCAAGACUGGCGUUAUCGAGAUCAAGGAUCCGAAAGAUUACGCUUGGGAAAUACCGUUUGAAUGCAUAACGGGAUUGGAGUGGCUCGGCAGCGGCGCGCAAGGUGCCGUCUUCAGUGGAAAGUUGAACAACGAAAUUGUUGCUGUGAAGAAGGUGAAAGAACUGAAAGAAACAGAUAUUAAGCAUUUAAGAAAGUUGGAUCAUCAAAAUAUUAUUAAGUUCAAAGGUGUUUGCACACAGCCGCCUGUAUUUUGUAUAAUCAUGGAGUUUUGUCCCUAUGGUCCACUACAAAAUAUACUGAAGGAUCAGCGGAAUAAGAAAGUGAUGCUGCCAUCUCGUUUAGUCUCGUGGUCGAAGCAAAUUGCACACGGCAUGCAAUAUCUGCACUCACAUAAGAUCAUACAUCGUGAUUUGAAGAGUCCCAAUAUACUGAUUGGCCAUCAAGAGAUAGUGAAGAUCAGUGAUUUUGGUACAAGCAAAGAGUGGAAUGAGAAGAGCACGAAAAUGAGCUUCGCUGGCACCGUAGCUUGGAUGGCACCCGAGGUGAUACGCAACGAGCCGUGCUCAGAAAAGGUCGACAUCUGGUCGUAUGGUGUUGUACUGUGGGAGAUGCUAACAUGUGAGAUACCGUACAAAGAUGUCGACUCGUCAGCCAUAAUUUGGGGUGUGGGCAAUAACUCAUUGAAACUACCGAUACCGUCCAGUUGCCCAGAGGGUUUCAAAUUAUUAGUAAAUUUAUGUUGGCAUACUAAACCGCGAAAUCGUCCCUCGUUCGGGCAAAUAUUAACGCAUUUGGAGAUAGCUGGUCCGGAGCUUUUGCGCAAAACCGACAACGGCUACUUCGAGGCACAGCAAUCCUGGAAUGAGGAAGUGCGUAUGCAUUUCAAGGAAAUCUCACAAAAUGGCACCAGCAUACAUAAAUAUGAACAGGAUUUGAUCAGACGGCGCACGGCUGAGUGGCAGCAUGCGCAGGACAUACGGCUGGUCUACGAGGAUAAGUUGGAGAAGACAAAUCGACUGUAUUUAGAAUUAAGUGAAUGCAUGACACAACUACAGGAAAAAGAAAAGGAGAUCGCUAUGCGCGAAAAGCAACUGCCAGGUUACAAACCCUCGAGACGUUUGGGCAGCACGCUACGAAAAAUACAAAACUACCGUAGACGACUUAAUCCACCUAUUAAUAUACCAGGAAAUGCUCAAAAACAACAACAAUCGUCAUCACCUGACCCCGAAACAACGCCAGAGAGCCCACUGAAGGCAACGCUCUACGCACAGGUUAUAAAUCUGAAUAAGACGAAAUCCUAUUGUGUAGCCACGCAGAAGCCGAAGAAAAGCAGACAUCGGCGGGUUGGUUCCGGUGGUUUCGCCGCUGCACCCAAAUAUAGUCCAAGUCGAGACCGGCGAUAUCAAAGCGAACCAGAAAAUCGUAAGAAUGUUAAGUUGGUCGACACUGAAACUCAAACCGAUGUCAUGGAUAUUAGUGAAAUGGAUAUUAGUCCAAAUGCCUCCUGUGCAAUGCAUGAUAUCUCUAUGACACUUGCCAUGGAGUCUGGUUUGCCAUCCUAUGAAGUUUUAUAUUUAACAGAUCGCAUAAAGCAGCGCCAGUCGGCUCAACCACAAACCGCUAUGCUAUGUAGCCAACAGCCGCUACAUCAUCAAAAUGACCAACCACAACAGACAGAUGCAACGGCAGCGGCGCUUACACCAACCAGUCUGAAUGGUAAUUCCAUGACACCGUUGGAUGUGACAUUCCAGGAUGCAUGCUCUAGUCCCGACCAAUUACUCGACGAUGUUAUCAAUAGCAACGAAAGACUUGACUUACCCGAUUAUUGUAGUUCCAAUGAGCACCUCGAUCGUCUUGGCGAAAAGGUGAUCAAGUUUAUCAAUGAAAAUCGACUGAGCAUACAGACUGCAACGUCAAUCAGUAAUCAAGGUGAGCUGGCGACAACUCGUCAGCAACCGUCUGAUAAUGGCAAUGAGAACACAAACGAUGGCAAUGGCACAAGCAGUCGCGAUGCUGCAUUGGAAAGAAUGACGCCAAGAACGAGUAGUGUGCGACGAAAACACCAGCACACAUUGGACAAGCCCUUGGCAGUGGAGGAACAAGCGAGCAACAAUGCGAAUGGUGAAUCCAACGAAGAUAUAUUCGAUGACAGUUGGUCGGAUGAGGAGGGUGAGGAUACCGACUACCAUUAUGGACUAAGACGCCGAAGCAUUGGACGCUUACCGAUUGGACGCGGCAUGCGUGCACGUCGCGGGUACAAAAUACCAAUCAUACCGAAAAUUCCAAUACACAAACGCAAUGCGACCGUAGUAUCGGAUGAAGAGAACACCUCCGAGUAUAGUCACUCACCGUCCAGCCAACAUUCUACGCUCGAAAGUAAUCCUGAUGAAGUACUCAAACAAAUGAAGGCAAACAAGAAGGCGAUCAACGCUGCGACCGCCACAACAGACAGCGAGGAGGAUGUCUCGUCGAGUAGCAGCAGCGAUGAUGCUGACGAUCUCGAAACGCAGCAUGAGCGUAGACCAACUACAACAACAGCAACGGCUGCCGCAGCAACACAACGACAAAGGCGCGAACAACGACAACAGCAAGCACAACAAAAGUAUGCAACAACAACCAGAGCAAUCAAUAUACCCGUUGCCGAGUCAUGUAAUGUCGGCCCAUCCAACGUGCCCAAACGCAGCGAUGUCAUCUCCAUACCAACAUACGAAGCGGACGGCGCAGUGGACAUGGUCUAAGCUUGUGAAAGCCUAUUAGCAAGUACCAAACAGGCUCAGGAACUAUAACUACUCCGCGCAUAGAUACAAAUGUAUAUUUACUUAUACUAUGUUGUAUGAGGCUAUAGUUCCAUUAAACACAUAAAAAGUAGUAUGUAAAAACAAAAACAAAAAAAAAUAGAGGAAAACGAAAAACAAAUUAUAAACGCAAAACAAUUCCGCUUUAGUUCAAGUACAUACAUAUGUAUCUCAGAAAAAAACUUUAAUGUCCUGUAUUUAAUAUUACAACUACCAGUUUAUUAAGUAACCGUUACGAUAAGUGUACAACAAACAAGUCAGACAUCUUGUCAUUAGUAAUUAGUCAUAAUAUGUAUAAUUACUUACAUAAUUACACACAUUUACAAAGGAUUACAUUAAAUUAAGUACCCAUUACAUUGUAAUUAAUUGUUUAUUAUAUAAUAUUUAGUUUGAACGAUAAGCAAGUAAAUUGUUGUAUGUGCGCAUUAUUUAAAAACAUAUAUACUUAUAUACUACAUAUGAAUUUUCAAAUACCUACUGGUAUUUCAUUAAGAUUUCAAAGUUAUCGCAUGCUCAAUUUGCCGAAAAGGAAUGGUUGCCAAUCUCAUUCGAUCGACUGUUGUAAUCUUAUUAUUUAUAAUCAAUAAUGUUGUCAUAAAGGACCGUGAGAACUUAUACAAAUCCUACUUCUCUAAGGCAAAAGCAUUCAUUAAAUUAACGCAGUGUCCAUAGUUACCGUUAGUUACGAGAAUUGUAUAAAAUUGCUUUAUUUCCUUAUACUUAUUCAGGUUCUAGAAACCCGAACUUAAAUGACCAGAAAUUCAAACUGUCUUGCACAAGUAUUUUUAAUUUUCGAAAGCCGUACAAUUAGAGAUGAGUAAAACUUAAAAGGUUAACAGUCGAGUAUUUGUUUUUUGAUAAGAAAAAGCAGUUUUAGUUAUGAAAAAAGUGAUCCGAACAAAUGAUCAUCCGCUGGACGCAUGAUUAUAUCAUCGAUUACCUUUACAUACUGCUAAGUUUAUUAAAUAUUUUUCAAGCCAUAAACCAGUUCGAUUGUUCACUCAUUUUCUGCUAGAGAAAGAUCGAAAUUAACAGUGAUAAACCAUGACAAUCUACAUUUCGAUCAUUCUUUGAUGAAUAUAAUGAAUAAAUAUAGCAAUACUUCCAAGUUUUUUAAGGUAGCUUACGUGUAAGAGGAGAUAUUCGGCGUAAAUCGAGACGUAAACUAAAAAAUUCUUUGUAAAAAAAUGCUGUGGUCUGUGGAUUAUAUUUAUAGUAUAUUAUUCAUUGCAUUUAUUGAAGGUAGCUGCAUACAAUUGUACCAAACUCAGUAAGCCCCCGGUAACUAAUAGCGAUCUUUGUUCGAAACGAUUUAAUAUUUUCUUCUUGCAUAUGAGUUUUAUCUUCCUUACUUUUUAGUAAACAUAUUAAUAACGCAAUUUUUGCGUAAAAUACUGUUACAUAAGAGAAAAAAACCUUUAAGCUAAAUUUGAUGUAAAGUUCAGCCGUCACGCUGUAAGAUUUUUGCAAUGUACGUGUGCUACUACGAAUCCAAAUAAGACAUAACGCCUCUCAAAGUAUAGUCAACCUACUUUGAAACUCAUUAUAUAAGGAUUACGUUAUAUCUUUCAUAAUCCACUAAUGUUCAUCACAAUUCACGGUACUGUGCCGGAGUAAAUAGUUUAAUGUUUUGCCUAUAUUUGUGACUAUGAUCAUAUAUACAAAACCAGUAAACAGUUUUAUUAAAAUUUAAAUAUUUAUGAGAUUUACAUAUGUAACCAUUCCCGCAGCAACUAUUCCAUAUAAACACAUAUACAUAUAUGUAUAUAUGUAAGUAUAUUUGUUUUUAAAUUGUGAUGCACUUAUCUCGAGUCUCGCCAUUUAUAAAGAGUUCAAGUUACUUGUUGAGCGUUUGAUAUUCAAUUACUUUUAAAAUAAAUACUAUUUAAAUUACAAUAACACAAAAUUACAAAAAGAAAAUAAUAGUCUAUAACAACAACAUCAUUAUAAAUUUAUGUAAACUGUCCAUAUAUAAUUACCUUAAGCUAUUUGUGUAUAAAGUCCAGUUAUUAAAUUGUACUUGAUUACAAUGAUUACAAAUGUACUUAGUUUCGUAAUGGAAGCGAUGAGAUUGCUUGCCUGUGCCUGCUAUUCCACGAAUACAUACUUACAGUUGCAUAUACGUUUAUAUUAUGUACUUAUAUGUUUUAAUAGAAAUACAUACCUACAUAUAUUUUUAAGUAUGUAUGUUGCUCAUAUCUUUAUUUAAGUUAAGUUGUCUUAUGUGUUCAUGUAAUUUAAAUACUGAAAUACAUACAUACACAUUUCAUAGUUUUAUGGUUUUAAAAAAUAAGUAAAUAGUUUUUGUUUGGCUAUUAUUUGUUGUAAGUAAUAUAUUGUUUAAUUUAGUUCAGCAAACAAUAAAUAUACAUAAAUAAUUUAGUAUAUAAUUGAUUCAUUAUGCAUAUAUAUACAUAUGUACCAUAAAUAUGACUUCCUUUUUUACAUGAGGACAGUUUGUUAAGUUCAUCAUGAGUCCGUCCGUACAUAAUCUCAAUGAAGUUGUUUUCUUUCAUAUUAGAUCUAUCUUAGCCGCGGUUGCGAAUUUUUUAAUUCAAGAUUUUUGUUUAAAAUUAGAAAUUAAAUUCAAAUAAAUGUAAAAUAUUUUUAAAGUAAAUCUAAUUUUUUUAUUUUAAUAAAACUCAAAAAAUUAAAUAAAAGUAAUUUCGUUUAUAUAUUUGGUAGUCGAAAAAGUCUUUUCGUAUUUUGUCAAUAGAUUUCGCUGCAUAUAUCGUAUAUCUCCAGUACUAGCAAUAACAUUGUGUCAUACCAUAUAUGUAGUGUUGGUUCGGGGAAGUUGAAAGAAGUUACAGCUGUUCAAAAAUGAGUGAAAAUAAUGAAAAAUUCCCUAUAUUUUGAAAUUUUUUUGAAGUUUACGGAGACAAUGCUGUAUUAGUUCGUGUAGCACAACUUCCGUUCUGAAAAUUUCGAUUUACACUGAUGGAAUAAUGUCUCUAACGAAAUUGACAAAAAGUGGUUGACCAAAAUGAUGCAUAUUUGUUUAUUUAUUUACUA
This is a messenger RNA of Bactrocera neohumeralis, 7636 nucleotides long. RefSeq names its product mitogen-activated protein kinase kinase kinase 13-B (gene wnd). Gene Ontology annotation, molecular function: ATP binding; JUN kinase kinase kinase activity. Gene Ontology annotation, biological process: protein autophosphorylation. The transcript is spliced from 7 exons. Bases 1529 to 4564 code for a protein of 1011 amino acids. NCBI's taxonomy places the organism in Eukaryota, Metazoa, Arthropoda, Insecta, Diptera, Tephritidae. The record is from RefSeq and is a predicted model, not a curated record.